Molecule: messenger RNA, 3473 nt
Organism: Actinia tenebrosa (Australian red waratah sea anemone)
Lineage: Eukaryota; Metazoa; Cnidaria; Anthozoa; Actiniaria; Actiniidae
Product: aconitate hydratase, mitochondrial
Biological process (GO): tricarboxylic acid cycle
Cellular component (GO): mitochondrion; cytosol
Molecular function (GO): aconitate hydratase activity; 4 iron, 4 sulfur cluster binding
Source: RefSeq, a predicted model, not a curated record
UCUGCAGGAAGGACUUGCAAACAAAGUUUGUCUCAUUCAUGAAAUUUUAGGGCUUUUUUUCACUGAAAAAACAACAAUAAUGCAGCGUUUUUUCUCCAGACAGGUGCUAACAUCAUUGAGAACAGUGCACUCAGUGCGAUACUUCUCAGCAUCAUCAGCAUUAUGGCAAAAGGUAUCCAUGAGCAAGUUUGAAUCUAAUUGUUAUAUCCCAUAUGAAAGGCUAGAUGAGAACUUGAAAGUUGUUAAAGAGAGAUUAAACAAGCCAUUAACCCUGGCAGAAAAGAUUGUCUAUUCCCAUCUCGAUAACCCAAAAGAACAGGAUAUUGUACAUGGAGAAUCUUAUCUUAAACUCAGACCUGACAGAGUUGCUAUGCAGGAUGCCACAGCUCAGAUGGCUAUGCUGCAGUUUAUAUCCAGUGGCUUACCAAAGGUUGCAGUUCCCUCUACAAUCCACUGUGACCAUUUCAUAGAAGCUAAGGUUGGAGGUGCUGAAGAUCUCAAGGUGGCUAAAGAUAUAAACCAAGAGGUCUAUGACUUCCUGGCUAGUGCUUCUGCCAAGUAUGGUGUUGGGUUCUGGAAGCCAGGAAGUGGUAUCAUCCAUCAGAUUGUUCUGGAAAACUAUGCUUUUCCUGGUGUGAUGCUUAUUGGUACAGACAGUCACACACCCAAUGGAGGUGGUCUUGGAGGAGUAUGUGUUGGUGUGGGUGGUGCUGACGCAGUUGAUGUUAUGGCCAACAUGCCGUGGGAGCUGAAAUGCCCAAAGGUUAUAGGUGUCAAGCUCACAGGAGAACUCAAAGGCUGGACAUCUCCGAAGGAUGUGAUUCUCAAGGUGGCUGGUAUUCUUACCGUCAAGGGUGGAACAGGAGCCAUUGUGGAGUACUUUGGACCUGGGGUGGACUCUAUAUCUUGUACAGGUAUGGGGACCAUUUGCAACAUGGGUGCCGAGAUCGGAGCAACUACCUCAGUCUUUCCAUACAACCAUCGCAUGGAGACAUACCUCAAAGCCACAGGCAGAGAUCAAGUAGCUAGUCUUGCCAACCAGUAUAAACACCUCUUAAAGGCUGACGAGGGUGCAGAUUAUGACCAGGUUAUUGAGAUCAAUCUCAGUGAACUGGAACCCCACGUUAAUGGCCCAUUUACACCUGAUCUUGCCCAUCCUAUUUCAAAAUUGGGAGCUGUUGCAAAGGAAAAGGGAUGGCCAAUGGACAUCCAAGUUGGACUCAUUGGUAGUUGUACUAACAGCAGCUAUGAAGACAUGACAAGAGCAGCAAGCAUUGCAAAAAAGGCAAUGGAAAAUGGACUAAAGGCUAAAUCACUUUUUACUGUAACACCAGGAUCAGAGCAGAUAAGAGCAACCAUUGAACGAGAUAGCAUCGCAAAUACUCUGCAAGAGUUUGGUGGUACAGUUCUCGCUAGUGCAUGUGGUCCUUGUAUUGGACUAUGGAACAGGCAGGACAUUAAAAAGGGAGAAAAAAACACUAUUGUCACAUCUUACAACAGAAAUUUCACAGGCCGUAAUGAUGCUAACCCUGAGACCCAUGCUUUUAUUGCAUCACCUGAGAUUGUAACAGCUCUUUCCAUUGCUGGCUCUCUUGAUUUUAAUCCAGAGACAGAUACCCUGACUGGAAAAGAUGGUAAGCAGUUCAAGCUGGACAGUCCAUUUGGUGACGAGCUCCCUACUAAGGGAUUCGACCCUGGUGAGGACACAUAUCAGGGACCUCCAGAAGAUGGUUCAUCACUGCAAGUCAAUGUCAGCCCAAGCAGUAAUCGACUUCAGCUGUUGACUGCCUUUGACACUUGGGAUGGUAAUGAUCUUGAAGACAUGACCAUUCUCAUAAAGAUCAAAGGAAAGUGUACCACUGACCACAUCAGUGCUGCUGGUCCAUGGUUAAAGUACCGAGGACAUCUAGACAACAUAUCUAACAACAUGUUCAUUGGGGCCAUUAAUAUUGAAAAUGACAAAGCCAAUCAAAUCAAGAACCAGUUGACUGGUGAAUAUGGCACUGUACCUGAUACAGCAAGACACUAUAAGGCAAGUGGCGUGAAGUGGUGUGCCAUUGGUGAUGAGAACUACGGAGAGGGAAGCAGCAGAGAACAUGCUGCAUUGGAACCAAGACAUCUUGGUGGAAGAGCAAUCAUCGUGAAGAGCUUCGCUCGUAUCCAUGAAACUAAUUUGAAAAAGCAAGGUAUGUUGCCUUUGAUGUUCUCUGAUCCAUCUGACUACGACAAGAUCCAACCUGAUGACAAGAUUUCUCUAGUAGGAUUAAAAAACCUGGCGCCUGGAAAGCCAGUGGAGUGUCACAUUAAGCACAAGAAUGGUUCAGUGACCAAGAUCUCUCUCAACCACACCAUGAACGAACCACAGAUUGGGUGGUUCAAAGCUGGCAGUGCUCUCAACAAAAUGGCGGGAAAAUAAGACAUAUGUUACAUGAUUUGCGAGACUUACAGGCAGACAGACAGACAGACAAAUGGCUGACAGACGUGCACAGGCAAAGAGACAGGCAGACAGACUGUUGACACGAACAAACAAGCAGACGGACAGACAGACAAAUGGCUGACAGACGUUCACAGGCACAGAGACAGACAGAAAGACUGCUGACAGACAAACAAACAAGCAGACAGACAGACAGCUGACAGUCAAGGAACAGGACAGACAGGCAAAUGACUGACAGACGAAUAGACAGCAGAAAAGAAGCUUGAACCUUUUCUUUUGACUAAUGAACAGAGCUUCAGACAAGACGAUUGAGUAUUAUACAGACAGACGUCUACCUUUAACCCCCUUUAAACUCGGGUGGUAGUUCUUCCCAUUUGCAGGAUAAACAGACAGACAGACAUACCGAGUCAACAGACAAACAAGUUUUAACAAGUUUUAAAAAGAUUUAAAAACAAAUUUAACACUAUUACCAAAUAUUUACCCAUUUCAAUAGAUUUCCAAAUUGUUUGAAAUAAUUUCUUGUAUUCGUUUGUGAUAAUUACCGCAUGGUCAAGGAUGGAUUGAUUAUUGCUAUCCCUUUUUUUGAAAAGUUGGGUGUGUUAGGUUUUACGAAUCCCAACACAGAAAAUUCCAAAAGUCAUUUUAAAAAUGGUUUAUAUAUCUUACUCGAGUGAAUGAAUGUAUUUAAAAUAUCACUUUGUUUUUCAGUGAUGCUUCAAAUUUUGAGAAAUAUACGAAUUUCUUCAUAAAUAUAAUACUCGUAGUGUGUGUGUUUGUGUGUGUACAAACUAUCUACCUUCGUAUGUUCUUGAAUAUUCCUUGUUUUCGGUCGUUAUAUUUUGCACAGCCCGCGAAAAAAUUUACUUCGAAAAUCGUUCGUCAACAAAUCGAUAUCUUAUCGUUUCGCUUAUUAGCUGAUCGAUAUUUCGUCGUGAGGUGUUCGGCUAGAUAAGCGACUAAAGAAAAAUUACCAAUAAAGCCGUUGUGAGAAAGAUUUAGCGACACCUGUUACGAUUAAAAAUAUUCGAUUUGCGUCUUU